Sphaeroforma arctica JP610 is the source of this 532-nucleotide messenger RNA. RefSeq lists its product as hypothetical. The transcript has a single exon. The record is from RefSeq and is a predicted model, not a curated record. The annotation marks the transcript as partial. Lineage: Eukaryota; Ichthyosporea; Ichthyophonida.
CACACGGGAUCUAUAUGACCUCGACCCUGCUACAGAUGUGUCUUUCACACUUUCCCCGUGUAUUUCUAGAGAAGGCGAUCCCAAGCAGAAUAUCAAGACCGAAUUGAACUUGGUUAAAAAAGGCAGUUAUUUGCCUGGUCCCACUUGGGAUAGUAUAGAUAGCGACAUGUCAUGCUUAAAUAUACUAGCUGCACCCAGGCCGACUCUGCGUAGGAUUCCAAAGUCGCCGUUGAAUUCAAAUAAACCACCUUGUUUCAGGAAAGAAUGCGCUACGGAUGGCCUUUCCCCAAUGAAUGUUACCAUCUCAGUGCGGAUGCGUAUGAAGCAAACUGGGAAUUGCGACAAGGUGUCAUGGUGUGAUGCUCGCUCAUCGAAAAGUCACAUGGUUUCGUACGGAACGAAUCAAAGUACAUCAAAAUGCGGACACGAAGAAGUAUAUGAGAUACGGCAAAAUAGGCCACAGCCACGUCCGCGACCCCUAAAUUAUAGUAUUGUGCAAUAAAAUACCAUCCAGGAAUUUUAAACCGUAAAG